Molecule: messenger RNA, 602 nt
Organism: Colletotrichum destructivum
Lineage: Eukaryota; Fungi; Ascomycota; Sordariomycetes; Glomerellales; Glomerellaceae
Exons: 2
Coding region: 150-557 (135 amino acids)
Source: RefSeq, a predicted model, not a curated record
AACAAGACCAAGACAAUCCCUCACGCAUUGCAACACGAUACCAAGCUUUUUCUCUAUCCCAACCGCUCGGCCCCUCCUAGUCACACUCUUUUACGUUCCAGAACUCAAAAUAUUACAACCAGAAGCCGUCCGGAACAUCUUGAGCAGCCAUGAGACUCGCAGCCAUUUUCAGCACGGCGCUUGCCGCCUCCGCAGGCGUUUCUGCUGCGCCCCUUGAGCCUCGUAGCUCCUUCGUCCAGGUUCCCUUACCGGCACCCCAAAACUGGGCAGCUGGAGGUUCACUCUUCCCGGGCCAAAUUAUCGCCGCGUAUCACGCCGAUGCGAAGGAUUACACCGCCGAUACCUGGUCGGCAUACGUCUUGGAGAAAUGCAAAGGCUACACCGCUUGUACCUCUAGCCUGUCUUACUCGGCCAUCAACAGCGGCAGCACUGGCGGUCGUUUCUGGUUUGGUUUCGUGUUCAGAGGCGGUGCUACGACUGUAGCUGAUUAUGAACGUGUUGAAGAGGCGGAGAGCGGCGUUACAGACUCGAUUGCGUACACUAUCACUUCUUUGUAGACAGGCGCAGGCAAAAUAUAAUACAGAGGGCAUUGGAAAGCUUCG